GCCUAAUCAGUGGUCAGCGAGGUCGAAGGCUGUGAUAGUCGGGAACAGAGCAGCAGACAACAAUAGUGAAUGCUAUCGAGAGCAUUACAAUGCCACUGAACUACGCAGAUGUGCCAUUACAGUACGCGAAACGUAAAUAUCUCCACAAAGAAGAUGUGGAAUACCUCAAAUCUUGGAUGGGGAAGCAACCGCACUUACCCCAACUAAGCGAUCUGGAAGUGAUCUUUGCCCUUUUCAGCUGUAAUUGCAAGGUGGAGGCGACCAAGACGACCAUAGACAACUACUUUACAUUGCGCGGAAUGCUUGGGGAGGUUUUUGGACCGCGCGACAUGGAGACAUGGAGACGAACUUUGGAUGCGAUAACGAUAUUACCGUUACCAAAACUAACGCCAGAAGGGUACCAAAUCUUCUGCUGGAAGCUUAACGAUCGAGACCCAAGCAAAUAUGUAUUCGCCGAUGCGGUCAAGUACCUGGAGACCAUUAUCAAAAUGACGAUACUACAACAGGGAACUUUGGAUGGGUUGAUUGGCGUGGUCGAUAUGGAAGGAUUUUCACUAACACACCUUGCGAGGAUUAACCCGAUGCUGUUGAAAAAUCUAAUCGUUUUUGUGCAGGCACUUCCAAUCAUGCUCGAAGCUCUGCACUUUAUCAACGCCGGUACGCGUCUCGACAAACUUUUGACACUCAUGAAACCAGUCAUCAAGAAGGAGAUAUUUGAGAUGAUCCACAUCCACAGUGACUACCGGAAGACCUUGUACAAAUCCUUACCUCUCCAUUGCAUGCCAAAAGAGUAUGGAGGCUUGCUGGGGUCGGUUCAGGAGAUGAGGGAUGACAUGGUGGGGAUGAUUCUGAAUAACAUGGACUUUAUUGCAGAUGAAGAACGAAAGGUUGUGGACGAGUCGAAGAGACCUCACCCGACAACCAAAAUUAACGAAUUAUUUGGAAUUGAAGGUACCUUCAAGAAAUUAGAGAUAGACUAACAUCAAGUGGCAUGAUUUUGUAUCUUACGGCUGAUCAAUACACAACACUACUCUUG
Photinus pyralis (common eastern firefly) is the source of this 1036-nucleotide messenger RNA. RefSeq names its product retinol-binding protein pinta-like. NCBI's taxonomy places the organism in Eukaryota, Metazoa, Arthropoda, Insecta, Coleoptera, Lampyridae. Gene Ontology annotation, molecular function: phosphatidylinositol bisphosphate binding. Bases 90 to 980 code for a protein of 296 amino acids. The transcript is spliced from 6 exons. The record is from RefSeq and is a predicted model, not a curated record. Gene Ontology annotation, cellular component: membrane.